Molecule: messenger RNA, 1727 nt
Organism: Aethina tumida (small hive beetle)
Lineage: Eukaryota; Metazoa; Arthropoda; Insecta; Coleoptera; Nitidulidae
Product: cytochrome P450 4C1-like
Exons: 10
Coding region: 47-1498 (483 amino acids)
Molecular function (GO): oxidoreductase activity, acting on paired donors, with incorporation or reduction of molecular oxygen; monooxygenase activity; iron ion binding
Source: RefSeq, a predicted model, not a curated record
UAGUCCCUGUCUAGCGGUCGAAAACUCAGGUUGUUUCAAAUAAAUUAUGUUUGGUUUAAUUCUCUUCGUACUAGCUGUAAUAAUUUACUAUUACGGGUUACGCGAAAGAAAAAACAAACAGAUCUUCAAACCAUUUUAUUCAACACCCACAGUUUUUCCGUUUCCCAUUAUAGGAUCGACUUAUAGAUUACUUGGGAAAAAUGUGUUGGAAGCUGUAGACUGGGGACUAAGAAAUUAUGGACCUUCAGUUUUGGCCUACAUUCCUCACAGGACGUAUAUAACAAUGGUUCCUGAAGAGAUGAAGAUUAUUUUGAACCAUCCUGCGGCGUUGGAGAAGAGUGCUGAAUAUAAUCAUCUCCAAUCGAUCUUCCACAACACUUUACUUUUGGCACCAGUUGAAUCAUGGAGAAAACACAGAAAAUUAAUAUCGAAAAGCUUCAAACAAACUAUAUUAGAUAUGUUUGUUAUCACCUUUUAUGAAAAAAGCUGCAUCCUUAAUAAAAUUUUACUGGAGGGAUCGUACGACAAGGACAACAUAUAUACUCUCUUCGAAAAAUACACUCUUGACGUAUUUUCUGACGCCACCCUCGGAAUCAAAUCCACAUCACUUGAGAACAAGGACGAUAACUAUUUCGUCCAGGCCCUAAGCGAGGCACAAAAACUGGCAGUCGAAAGGGUUGGAAAUUUAAUCAAGAUGAACGACUUUUUGUUUUCGUUUCUUCCUGACGCAAAGGCACUAAAUAACUGUGUGGCCGGACUAAACAACUACAUUGCUGAGAUAAUGAAGAAGAAACGGGAAAGCAAAUUGACAGAAGUCGAGUCGGACAGGUUGCCAGUUUUAGAUUUGCUUCUAAACAGUGCUGAAAAGGAAAAACUCUUGGAUACCUACAUACAACAGGAAAUGAUUUUGUUCGCUGCAGCCGCUACGGACACGACAGCAUACACCACAGCUUACACCCUUUGCUUGCUGGGCAUGCAUCCUGAAAUUCAAGAAAGGGUAUACCAAGAAAUAAUCGAUGUUGUGGGAAAAGAUGGCGACAUCCUACAUACUGAUCUUCCCAAACUGAAGUACACAAAAAUGGCGAUAUACGAGUCCCAAAGGUUACUGCCGUCAAUUCCACUGAUUGCCAGAAAAAUUAAAGAGAAAUUGGAUUUAGGUGACAAAGUAAUUCCUCCUAAUACUGGGGUGAUUUUAUCAUUUUUCCACAUGCACAGAGAUCCUAAUAUUUAUCCUGAUCCAAUGGUAUAUAAUCCUGACAGAUUUUUGCCCGAAGAGAUCGCUAAAAGACCUCAAUACUCCUUCUUGCCCUUCUCUGGUGGUCCACGGAACUGUAUUGGAAUGAAAUAUGCGUCGAUGCUUUUGAAAACUACAAUUGCAAACAUUGUGAGGAAUUUCAGGAUCACCACUAAACACAAAUCGGUGUCCGACUUAAAGCUGAUAUCCAGUAUAGUAAUGACAACUGCUCAUCCACUUGAUGUUACUUUACACCCUAGAUAAUUAUUUAUAUUAUAUUAGUACAUUAUACAUUAUAGUUGUAGUUUAUUUAUAAAUAUCUCUUGUCGUACACACUUGUAAAUUUUUUAAAACAUUAAUGGUUUUAUUAUGUUAUUUUGACGAUCUGCUAUAAUUGUGAUACCAAUUAAGUACAAUCGUCACUUGUAAUUAUUAGGUUUAGUUUUGUUUGUUACAUCACAGUACAUACAUUAAACAUUCACUUAAUAUUAAA